AUGUCUACAUCGGAGUCCCCAAAGCUUAUGACCCCUUCCUUGGACGACGAUACUAGCACCGUCUAUGAGGAUAUGGAGCAUGAGGACAGCAGCCCAGACGUUCUCGAGAAGCAAAAUGCUACAAGUCAGCCUCUUCGUGCGGUUACGACGGACGGUACGGCCGACACCGCGAUCAAGCAUGCCCCUCCUCCGGUGCAGGGCCCGGGCCCCGUCACCCUCUCGCCUCACAUCAUCGUCGUGGGCAACGCCAUCACGCACUGUCAGACCGCCUGGGGCCGAGCGGGUGUCGCUAAAUUAGGCUACCACCAAUUCGCCAGGAUGGUAUUCGACACAUUCAUCCUGCACCCGUCCCGCGCGCCCAAGUGGGCGUUCAGCCCUUUCGUGAAAUCCCAGCGCGCCAUCUUUUAUGAGGCCUACAACUUUCUCCAGGCGGACUUUGCGGCCAGAGUGAAGUUCAGGCCGCAAUGGGCUGGCCAAGGCGACGGGUCAGAGGGCUCUGUGGAGGAGUCUGUGAUGCUGCAGCCGGUGGGCUGGCAGGAGAUGAUGCAGAAGAUUGUCAAGAUCCAGGUCGAGUACCAGCCUCCCGAAGUGUAUCCUAACAAAGUGGAGCUACUGAAAAUUCUUGGGAAGACCCCGAAGGCUGAGUGA
Trametes versicolor FP-101664 SS1 is the source of this 648-nucleotide messenger RNA. RefSeq lists its product as uncharacterized. The record is from RefSeq and is a predicted model, not a curated record. NCBI's taxonomy places the organism in Eukaryota, Fungi, Basidiomycota, Agaricomycetes, Polyporales, Polyporaceae. Bases 1 to 648 code for a protein of 215 amino acids. The transcript has 4 exons.